Salvia splendens (bonfire salvia) is the source of this 1192-nucleotide messenger RNA. RefSeq names its product 8-hydroxyquercetin 8-O-methyltransferase-like. The coding region runs from base 42 to 1103 and encodes 353 amino acids. Gene Ontology annotation, molecular function: O-methyltransferase activity; protein dimerization activity. The record is from RefSeq and is a predicted model, not a curated record. The transcript is spliced from 2 exons. Lineage: Eukaryota; Viridiplantae; Streptophyta; Magnoliopsida; Lamiales; Lamiaceae.
AAUCAAGAAACAUAGCAGUCGAGCAAAGCAAGUAAGAAUCAAUGGCAUCAACAAAUGUACUUGUAGAUCUUCUUGAAGCUCAAGCACAUCUCUGGAACCACAUUUUCAGCUACAUAAACUCCAUGGCCUUAAAAUGCGCGCUUCAACUAGGCAUACCCGAGGUCAUCCACAAACACAACCACCCCAUCACACUUCCUCAACUCGCAGAUGCCCUCCUCGUCAACAAACUCAAAUCUCAUGGCCUCUAUCGCCUCAUGCGGAUCCUAGUCCACUCCAACUUCUUCCACUACGAGGGAGAAGCUUACUCUCUCACCACGGCUUCACGUCUUUUACUAAGAGAUAAUCCUCAUAGCCUUGCUCCUUUCGCACUCGUCUUCACCGACCCCAUCAUGAUGGACCCCUUCCAUCACGUGAGUGAAUGGUUUCGAGACGAAUGCCUCUCUCCAUUCGUCACCAGAAAUGGGACGAAUUAUUGGGAGUUUGUGGGAAGUGAUGGCGAAUGGAACCGGUUGUUCAAUGAGGCCAUGACUAGUGAUGGACGGUUCGUGGGAAGCAUGAUUGUUAAAGAAUGCAAACAUGUUUUUGAAGGAUUGAAAUCCGUUGUAGACGUUGCUGGUGGCUCGGGGGCGGUUGUGAAGACUGUCGCGGAAGCUGUUCCGGGCUUGGAGUGCAUUGUGCUGGAGCUUCCACAUGUUGUUGCUGCCAUGGAAGGCUUGUCUGAUCAUGAGAAUGUCAGAUUUGUGAGUGGUGACAUGUUUGAGUUUAUUCCUCCUGCCGAUGCUUGUUUCCUCAAGUGGAUAAUGCACGGAUGGAACGAUGAAAAGUGUGUUAAGAUCCUGGAGAAAUGCAAAGAAGCGGUGAUUGGCAGCGAAAACGUUAAAGGCGGAAAGGUGAUUAUUGUGGAUAUGGUUGUGGAUGUGGAGAAGGAAGAAGAGAAGGGAACUGGAACUCAGCUGUUUAUGGAUAUGGUGAUGAUGGCUCAUUUUACUGGGAAAGAAAGAAGUGAGAAAGAGUGGGCUAAGGUGUUUGAAGCUGCUGGCUUCAAAGAUUAUAAGAUAACUCCUGUUUUGGGAACAAGGUCUGUCAUUGAGGUGUUUCCCUAAUUGUGUUGGGCUAAGGAGAGUAUAUUUUACAAGUUUCGCAUUAAUGUAUUUUUAUCAUAAGGCAUACAUUAAAUAAAGUUAUUGACUAA